Messenger RNA from Oryzias melastigma (Indian medaka), 1911 nucleotides. It is a transcript of the gene znhit2, whose product is annotated as zinc finger, HIT-type containing 2. NCBI's taxonomy places the organism in Eukaryota, Metazoa, Chordata, Actinopteri, Beloniformes, Adrianichthyidae. The record is from RefSeq and is a predicted model, not a curated record. The transcript is spliced from 2 exons. The coding region runs from base 152 to 1846 and encodes 564 amino acids.
AGCUCAGAUAUGGUGUGACGUCAUCAACGUUCGACGGCUCAAUGACGAAAUCAAACGUAGACAGGUGGUGAACCAACAGUGGUGCUAAUGCUGUUAGCUAACGUUACUGCUUCAGAAAAGGCUGCUCUUUCCUGGAAAUUGUUAUUCAUCGAUGAAUCCGCUAAUUAGACGCCGACUACCCCUGUCAGUAGAGAGUUUUCUGACUAACUUUGAUCCAAAGGAGGAAUGGACUGAUCCAGAAUCCGACACAACAACCAGAGAUGGGAUUCUCCUCCCGUCUAGAAGUUCUGCGUCCAACUCAGAGGAGUUCCUCUCUCCAGCCAAGACCUGCAACGAGGAAGCUCAGAAUAACUCAGCAGCAGCAGCAGCAGCAUGCACGUUCUGUAAAUGUAACCCUUCCCGUUACACCUGUCCUCGGUGUAACCUCCAGUACUGUGGGUUAUCGUGCUAUCAGAGCCGGGAGCACGCUGGCUGUUCAGAGGAGUUUUACAAGGAGUCUGUUCUUCAGGAGCUGAAGGAAAUGGGAAAGACAGAAAGUGAGGGGAAAAGGAGGAUGCAGGAGAUUUUGUUGGGACUUCAACAAAAGGGAGAAGUGACAGAAGGAGGGAUGGAACAAGUGUUAAAGGAAGUGGGUGUUGUGAAAGACAAAUCUGAGGAGGAAAAAGUGCAGGUUGUUGCGCUUUUGUCCAGGUUAGCCCAACUCCAGCAGUCUGAGGGGGAGAGUUCUACAGAGAUCGAAGCCAUUCUGAGAAAACUGGAGGAAAUCGGAGGAGCAGAUCCAACGUCUGGAGACGAGGAUGCAGAGGAGGAGGUGGACCUUGCGGAACGAAUGAAAGGGCUGGAUAUUGAUAAACUGUCAGAAGACGAGCUGUGGGACCUUCUCAACAGUAAAGAGAGAGAAUCAUUUAUGGGUCUAAUGAAGAGUGGAGGGCUUGGGGAGCUGGUUCCUCCGUGGAAGCCCUGGUGGGAGGAGCAUGAAGAGGAGCAGAAAACACUGGUGGAGGAGCUUCAAGGAGAACAGGGCAAACUGGAGAGAGAAACUACAAAUCAGGAGGACAAAAAUAACAAAAAUAAAACAUCUCAAGUAGACGAACAAUCAAGUAAAUUGACUUCAAAGGUGAAAAAUAAAGGCAGAACCAAAAAGGAGAUAUGUCAAAGUGGAAGAAGUUCAGCUGUUUCUGGAGUUCCUUCAGUUUCUGCAAAAAUUCCAAAGUUAAUUUCCUUGUGUGCAAAUCCAUCUCCUUUAGUCUGCAACAGUGUAGUGAAUACCCUUUAUAGCUACGCCUUUACUCUUCGUCUGUUUAAUGGAGACACAGAUUCACUGAUUUUAGAGAUCUGUGAGACGAUCCUUGCUCUCUCUGAAGCCCUCCACUCAAGUAAAGUGUUCAACUCCGUCCAAGAGGCCAUAGACUGCGUUCAACCUCUCAUUUUAGGAGGAGGCUAUCUUGACAAAGAGGAUCUUCUAGCUCCAGCGAGGGCAGUGGAAGCGGUCGCUCAUAUCAUGACCGGCAAGAACCGACAGGAUUCAACCGGAUACUGUCUGUCUGCUUUAAGCCAGCUUCGCACAAUGUUUUCAGACACCAGAAAAACUCUGUCCAAAGAGGGAGACGAUGCUGCGAAGAGGCAGAAGUUCUUUCAAGCUAGUAAAAAGUGUGAGUUCUAUCAAGCCUGGGUGGUGGAAAACGAAGAUCGGAUUCAAAGGCUGGCCGCUGAGUUGUGGCGUGAACACAGUAGAAGAGAGAGUUUAAGAAACGGUAUGGACAAAGCAAAGACUUUAGUUGAAGAAAAUCUGAAGAAAGAAAAGAAAAAGAAAGUGAACAAAGAUCUGAUUAAGGAAUUGAACUGAUGUAUUCUUUGUUUAAUGUGUGGAUUUUAAGAUAUUUUUUGUAAUAAAGUUUACAGAAAAUUAAA